GAGUUACAUGAAACAGGCUGAACUAGUUUUACUUCGCCCUUUACCCGUCACUACAGGAAGUGUGUUUACCUGUCGGGACCAGGAACAGAUUCCAUCCUGUUUGAAUGCUUCUCUCAUUCUCUGCAGUUUUUCAGUUUUGUUUUGUUUUUUGUUGGGGUUUUUUUCUUGCUUUUUUGAGUGAAUUUUACUCUGAAGUUCCGGAUCAGCUUGGCAGAUCUUACAGCAGGUAGAAAAGGUAACUUGCAUUACAAAGACUGAUGGAGAUGGCAUAUCCAAGAUAACACAUCUGUAUACAAUGGAGGAGAGAGAGAAGCGUUUAGUGGAUAGAGAAAAACACCUGGAUCAGAAAGAGCUUCAUUUGUUUGAAAAGGAAAAAUGUCUGGAUGGACGAGAGACUCGAUUGGAGGAGAGACAGAAACGAGUGGAUGAAAGAGAGAUUCGACUGGAAGAGCGAGAAAAACGUCUGGAGAGAAAAGAUAUUAGUUUAGCGAAGAGAGAGAGGAGUCUGGAGAGAAAAGAGGAACUGUCAGAGAAGAAGAGUCUGGAGAAAAAAGAUAUUAGUUUGGAAAAGAAAGAGAAAAGAGUCUGGAGAAAAAAGGCAAGUACAUCACAGAACAACCUGGAGAGAGAAGAUAUUAGUGUAGAAAAGAGAGAAAAGAUUCUGGAGCAAACAAAGGCAAGGCGUUCGUUUGGUCGGUUUAAAAGUAUAAAAUACCUCUUUAAUAAAAGUGAACUCAAUACAAGAGAGAAAAAUCAGACACCGGAAGAGCAACUGGAACAGGGACUAAAAGAAGUAAAAGUGGAAGGUCCUUCAGCAGCAGAAGAGACUCUAAAUGAACAAGCAGGAAGAGGAAUGAGACCAUACUCCCGGGAUGCACCUGCACCUUCCAGCCCCACACUCUCACCUACAGACUAUGAUCCAUAUGACUUCAAUCCAAUCAGAGCAACAGCAAGCACUGACAAUUCCUCAUACUAUCCAUAUGACUUCAAUCCAAUCAGAGCAACAGCAAGCACUGACAAUUCCUCAUACUAUCCAUAUGACUUCAAUCCAAUCAGAGCAACAGCAAGCACUGACAAUUCCUCAUACUAUCCCAUUGGCUUCAGUCCAAACAGAAGAAAAGAAAGCAUUAACAUUUCCUCACCCUUUCUAGGAAGGCAGAGUGCACAACACUCCAGUAUGGAGUCUUUCCAUCGAUAUCUUUAAAAUGGAACCUAGAGGACACUGCCAGACUUUAUACAAUCCUCAGCCAAACAUCUGUGUGUAAUAUUUGAUAAUGGUCUUAAUAUCUAAGCAUAAUAAGCAUAUAUGUGUAGUGGUUACAUCUGGUUGUUACCUAAAGGCAGUUACAUUUAUCAUUGUUAUUCAUUAUACAAUGUUUCUGCAAGGUUAUUUACACAUAACCUUGUUAAAAAAACAAUACAGUAUUCACCCCUUUACAGAUUUAUUUUGUUUUGCAUUUUUGUCAUACCUACAUUUUACAGAUUAUCAAACAAACUUUAAUAUCAGACAAAUAUAACAUCAGUAUGUAAGAUAUAAGAUAUAAGAUAAUUGUAUUUAUUAAGGGAAAAAAUAUCCAAACCAAUCUAGCCCUGUGUGAAAAAGUUUUUGCCCUCCAUAAAUUAAUUGUGAUUAAAUCACUUUGCUAUGCUGAGUUCAAUUUCACUACUACAAUUUCACUAUCACAACCAGGCCUGAUUACUGCCAGACCUGUAGAAACAAGAUAUCACUUAAAUAAAACCUGUCUGACAACAUGAAACAGAUAAAAAAUCUCAAAAAGCAGCACAUUAUUAUUAAACCCCCAUCUGAAGACAUUCAACAACAGAUGAGAAAACAAAGUCAUUGAUCAUCUAUCAGACUGCAAAAGAUUAUAAAUUCAUUUCUAAAGUUUUGGGACUCCAGAGAACCACAGUGAUUCACUAUUUUUCACUAAUGGAGAAAACAUGGAACACUGGUGAACCUUCCCAGGAGUGACCGACCGACCGAACAAAAUUACUCCAAAAGGGCACGAAGAACUCAUCCAGGAGAUCAUAAUUGAACCUAGAACAAAACCAACAAUGAAUACUUACAAAAACAAAAUGAUGGUUUUGGAGUGGCCUACUUAAAGUCUGAUUGAGGUGCAGUGGAUGAUUUUAAACAGGACGUUCAUGCUCUAAAAACUAUCCAACGUGUCUGAAUUAAAGGAGCAUUCUCUUAGCUCUGGGUCGGUCUUGUAGUAUAGACAUGCAGAGGCUUUUUAGGCUGUGUAGCAGCUGAGGUUUAACUGAACCAGCCCUGCUUGCUAGCUUGCAUGCUGCAGCACCACUCGCUCACUGUUGUGUAUUGUACUGGAAACCUCGAAUGUGGAGUUAUUGUUGGGGAACAAGCAGCAGGCGAAGACAAAACAAACACAGCUACUACAGGAUGGAGUGAAAACUUAAAAUAGGAACGUACUGACUUAAGCUCUCCUGACAAGAGCUGCCAGUGCUUUCACUCAACAUGUUUCCUUAAUAUCUGAUGGUAGUUAUUAGAUUUAGGGGGGGAAUACUUUUCACACAGGGGUAGAUUGAUUUGGAUAGUUUUUUUUUCUUUAAUAAAUAUAAUUAUCAUUAAAAAAGUGCUUUUUAUAUUUACUCAGGUUUUCUUAGUCUGAUAAAAGUUUCAACUGCAGAUUCAUUUGGCACCCACUCUACUCUAAAAGCUUGUUAUUAUAGCCGUAUGGAAUGUUCUGAAGAAGAAAGUCAUCACUGGUGUAUUAAGUAACAUAUGUUAAACAGAUAGCUCAAGGAAAACCACAUCAGUUAAUGAAACAGAAACAUUGUGAGUUCUUUAGAGAAAAACCCUAAAACAACUGUUAGUAACAUCAGCAACAACCUCCAAAGGGCAGGAGUGAAGAUAUCACAGAAAAAGACUUUGUGAAAAAAUGUACAGAAGACAGCAAAUGAAAAACACUAAUUAGUAAGACAGCAGGAAGUAGGAAGGCCAGGGUGGAAUUUUCCAAGUAAAUAGGAAAGCUUAUGGACUGAUUAUGGACUGAUAAGACAAAGAUUAACCUUUACUAAUGUGAUGUAAAGGAUCUGCUCAUGAUCUUAAACAUACCAGCUUAUCUGUGAAACACAGUGGAGGUAGUGUCAUGGCUUGAGCUUGCAGGGCUUAUUCUGGGAUGGGUUAAUUUAUCUUCAUUGAUGUUCAAUGAACUUUACAGAAGUUUACAGAAACAGUUUUGUCUGUCCCCUUCAAUGUACCGCAAAAUAAAAGCAUCAAAGAAGAAAAAAGUUUAUUAAUGUCAGUGGGUCACAGGCUGGAUGCAGUUCUUAAACACAAAGAAACAGCAAUACAAACAAUACAAAGCUUUAUUCAAUUUAAUUUACUUUACGUUUAUCCGUUCCAA
Messenger RNA from Astyanax mexicanus (Mexican tetra), 3368 nucleotides. RefSeq lists its product as uncharacterized. The coding region runs from base 296 to 1204 and encodes 302 amino acids. The transcript is spliced from 8 exons. Lineage: Eukaryota; Metazoa; Chordata; Actinopteri; Characiformes; Acestrorhamphidae. The record is from RefSeq and is a predicted model, not a curated record.